Messenger RNA from Linum trigynum, 354 nucleotides. The record is from the annotation of a GenBank genome assembly. Lineage: Eukaryota; Viridiplantae; Streptophyta; Magnoliopsida; Malpighiales; Linaceae.
AUGACUGUUACAGCUCAUUAUAUUGAGAACUCGUGGGUGCGAAAGAGACAUAUGCUUAGAUUUGCAUAUUUACCAGCACCUCAUACUGCUGAAAGGUUGGGGACAGUGUUGGUUAACUGUUUGCUCGAUUGGAAUGUCGACAGGAAGAUGAUGAUGCUGCUGGAGCAGGAGUGUUGGAAGGAUGUUUCUCCCCUACAAGUGAAGCCAAUCUGGAUCUGGUCCAGCUCCAACCUGAUGUUGAAACUACUGAAGGUUUUGUUUGAGUUUUGUUGCCUUGGCUGCUGGGUGGAAUCAAAGAAUGCAGAAUGCUGCAUUGUUGCUGCUGCUACUGGAAAGUGGAGUAUGGAGGCCUGA